Messenger RNA from Ostreobium quekettii, 720 nucleotides. The record is from the annotation of a GenBank genome assembly. NCBI's taxonomy places the organism in Eukaryota, Viridiplantae, Chlorophyta, Ulvophyceae, Bryopsidales, Ostreobiaceae.
AUGGCGUCCUGCAGCCACACCCCCGCCACCGCAGCCUGCCGCCCUCGCCCUGCUCAGCUGAACGGCCUUUUCCCGCCAUCCCCGUCUCGAGGCGUCCCGAGGUCGGCAUGGGCCACGCGGGGCCCGCGCGCAGGGCGGCUGGUGGCCGCGGGCGCCGGCAAGUCCGUGCUGGUGCCCGUCGGCAACGGGGUGGAGGAGAUGGAGGCGGUGAUAACGAUCGACGUGCUGCGGCGAGCGGGCGCGGAGGUCACCGUUGCAUCCGUUGAGGAUGAUGUCAAAGUCACCUGCUCAAGGGGUGUGCAGCUUGUUGCCGAUGCCAAUAUAGCCGAGUGUGCAACAACCGAAUACGAUCUGAUCGCUCUCCCGGGCGGAAUGCCAGGUGCUGAGCGGCUGCGCGACAGUGAGGUCCUUGCCAAACUGCUUGGUGAGCAAGCCUCACGCAAGGGAUUGUAUGCUGCCAUUUGUGCAUCGCCUGCAGUGGUAUUCCAGAGUCAAAACCUGUUGAAUGGGAGGAAGGCAACUUCACAUCCCGCAUUUGUGGACAGGCUUGCUGAUCAGAGCUCUGCUGCCAGCCGUGUUGUUGUUGAUGGCAACCUGACCACCAGCCGUGGCCCUGGAACGGCAUUCGAGUUUGCGCUCUCUCUUGUACAGCAGCUCUUUGGCGAAGAGAAGAUGAAAGAGGUGGCUGGCCCAAUGGUCAUGUACGACUACACUCACUGA